AUAGGAAGGCCAAUCACCGGCCAAGGUGCUGAGGCUUUAUAUCCCUGACCUAGAACACUGAUUUGGGUUUAAAAAGUCUACCAGAAAACCCAAGGACAGAUCCACUUCCUUUAGCAAGAUGAAAGUGUCUUUCUAUCUGUGUUCGUCACUACCGGCCCCAGCCCUCCUCUCUGUGGUUCUGCUGGUGCUCACCUCCAGUGGAGAUGCCUUCCCACACCCCGUUCCCCUGCUGCCCAGCUUGGAGGAUCCUAACUGGGAUGCCGCCCUGCAGCAGCUCCAGGCUGCCCUGGAUGCUCCGGGGAUUGGCCCAUCGGCAGUCUUCCAGCCCUGGGGGCUGAUCCGCGAGCUGGUUCCCGAGGUGGUGCACCUGGGCCUGCGAGAGGAGAUGGAGAGGAGCUGGGGCCAGCGCAGCGAACGGAGGGACUUGGGCGAGGACUUUGGAAGACGACCACUGGGCACGCUUCCCGACGGGUCAAUGAACGCCCUGCAUUUCCAGGAUGGGGGCGAGGAGGUGGGGGAGAGGAAGAACGAAGCGCUGCACUCCAUUGCUGGAGGGUUGCAAGCUUUUAACAGAGAGAAAGGAGGCUUUGGGUUCCGCUUUGGGAGAAAGUAACCUGAGGCGGAGAAGAGGAAGGUGUGUAUUUUUGGGGGUGGAGGCCACUUCGAAGCAAAACAAGAAACUGAACACAGAGCAAUUUGAGAUCAGAUGUGUAGAAAUGAGGCAGAAAUUCAGUGUCAUGAUGCUCUCUCUCUUUCUCUAUCUCUCUCUUUUUCUCUGCCCCUCUAUUUUUGAGUUUGAGUUAAAUUGCCUGAAUGAAGAACUGUAUCAAUGUACACAUGAAAAUGAGAUGACACAAAGAGGAUUUUUGUGAUCAUUUUGUGAUAAUUGAUGCAG
This is a messenger RNA of Sardina pilchardus (European sardine), 895 nucleotides long. RefSeq names its product pyroglutamylated RFamide peptide (gene qrfp). Gene Ontology annotation, molecular function: orexigenic neuropeptide QRFP receptor binding. Bases 119 to 613 code for a protein of 164 amino acids. The record is from RefSeq and is a predicted model, not a curated record. The transcript is spliced from 2 exons. NCBI's taxonomy places the organism in Eukaryota, Metazoa, Chordata, Actinopteri, Clupeiformes, Clupeidae.